AUGAGCUUUCAGACGCUCCGCAAACUGUCGGUAUGUUUGAGCGUGCUCUCGUUGUUUCUUUGCCGACAUGCGGCCUCCGGCAAGAAGACAGGCUGCUUCAGGGUCAACAACUGCAAGUGCAUCAUGAAGGACGGCAGCGGGGUCAUCAACCUCCAAGCCAUGGGAGAUGCUGAUGGUUUUCUGGGGCGGAUGAAGCAUGUUCCUGCAGACCACGUGCCAGUCAAUGAGGAGAUUCUGCUGACUUUUAGUCCAUGCCAACCUUUCUCACAGCCAGAAGACCUGACAGGAAGCGACUGUACCAAUGUUGCUGCGUGCCUCAUUGUCAGGUAUCAGCGCUUCAACAGCUACGUUCACCGCUUCAUCAACUUUGGAGGACACGACGGCAAUGACUUCCAUUACAAUGACACCCUGAAGACGCUGUCAGUCUCUUACUUUGGGCACAAAGACGUGCCGCUAACAACGGUCCAUUAUCACUGUAAUCCAAACCAGUCUACAUCCUUCAUCCGGGACCAGAUGUUGGAAGAAGAAGAGCUGCUGCACAUCUGGGUGGAGAGUCCAUGUGCUUGUCCUAACGCCUGCGCCAUUGGAGAUCUUGGUCUUGGAACUAUCUUCCUCAUCAUCCUUUCUCUCAGCGCUGCUGCGUACUUCAUCCUCGGUUCCUGCGCUCUUAGGCCUUUUCGGAGCAGCAGUGGGGUUCAGAUCUCUCCGGAACACAGCGUGUGGUGCAUGAUCUGCUACCUCUUCACGGAAAAAAGGCCAGCAAGAAAGUACUACACAGACAUGACACAUUCCGAAGUAUCCCCGAAAGACUGCGUGAUGUCUUCAUCUGUCAAAGUUUAGGACUCUUAACCACCUCAUGAGAGGUAAAAUCGUAGUGCACUGAAUCGUAGUGCCCUUUCUUGGCUUUCUGGGGCGGAGCCACCUGUGCUCAGUUUGCCAUCAGGCCUUUUUAAGCCUUACUGCUCGUCCGCCUUCGCUGUCCUGCAUUUAUUUACUUCUUUGUAGUUGUGCUUGUCAUUUAC
This is a messenger RNA of Dunckerocampus dactyliophorus (ringed pipefish), 1022 nucleotides long. RefSeq lists its product as uncharacterized. Lineage: Eukaryota; Metazoa; Chordata; Actinopteri; Syngnathiformes; Syngnathidae. Bases 1 to 840 code for a protein of 279 amino acids. The record is from RefSeq and is a predicted model, not a curated record. The transcript is spliced from 4 exons. Gene Ontology annotation, cellular component: trans-Golgi network.